AUGCCAAUGAUGUAUUGCAAGUCGACGGUCGGUUAUCUGCUGCUUUCUUUGUCUGUACUUUGUGGGUCGAGCGCCGUGCCUCCCCGAGCUUCGGCCCCAGCGGAACCCAUACCUUCUCUCGCAUUCAGCACGACUCUCGCUGGGAAAACCUUCGUUAACAAGGGCCUUGUUGCGUUCGGUCUCAUCCCAUCCAACUUCACGGAAUCGACUGGUGACACAAUCGGAGGUAUCGGAAGCGCCAUUGCCUUGAAACGCGGAUCCUUCCAGCGGCAUGCCAAUGGGACAUAUACGGGCACCAUCAUCGUCCAACCAGACCGUGGCUUCAAUGUCAUAACCACUAUUAAUUACCAAGGGCGUCAGCACAGCAUCGACUUCACGUUAACACCUUACUACGGCACUUCCGCUUUGUCGUUCAGCGAUGCUCAACAAACCCUGAAGUUAAACUACAAGAGCACGCUGCUGUACUUCGAUAGGGGUCAUGUCAAGACCAGUGGGCUGGAUGCGUUAGGUAUUCGGCCUGCAGAGGAUGGCUCUCCACAAGACUCCCUCGCCGAUCCAGUGAUGCCUAUCCCCAACAGCACCUUCAAUCACCUCAGCGUGGACGCGGAGGGCCUUGUUCUCAAUGCUGACGGAAGUUUUUGGACAUCCGACGAGUAUGGCCCGUAUAUUUACCGGUUUUCGCCUGAAGGGGAUCUACUGCAGGCAAUCCAGCCGCCCGCCGCCUUCCUUCCUGAGAAUAAGAAGGGAAACAUCAACUUCACCUCCGUAACGGAUCCUACAACAGGGAGGGCUGGGAAUCAAGGAUUCGAAGGACUCACUGCAUCCCCCGAUGGAUGUACUCUUUACGCACUGCUGCAAAGUGCCACCAUCCAGGACGGGGGCGACUCGAAGAGCACCUCUCGAUACACAAGGCUACUCGCUUACUAUAUCCCUGCCACCACCAGCACCCGUCCCCAGCUGAUUGGCGAAUGGGUCGUACCUCUGCCCCAAAAUUCGAAGGGUAACACGCUCGCGCAGUCAGAGAUGCACUUCCUCAGCCCUACCACGUUCCUUGUCCUCGCGAGAGAUGGCAAGGGACACGGAGACGACGAUACGUCGUCUUCGUAUAAGCAAGCGGACCUGAUUGACAUCUCGAACGCUACCGACAUUCAUGCCACGAGGUUUGAUGACCCAGCUAACCCCAUCGCGAAGAAGGGUAAACUCGACUCUGCCAUCACGCCAGCGACCUAUGUUCCAUUCGUCAGUCUCAUCAAUGACACCCAGCUUGCAAGGUUCUCCCUGCACAAUGGCGAUCCGGCUAAUGCUCAGCUCAUCGAUGCGAAAUGGGAAUCACUCGCCCUGGCUCCUGUGGGCGAUCCUGCUUUCCCCCAUGAUUAUUUCCUGUUCACAGCCGCUGACAAUGACUUCAUCACCACCGAUGGCAUCUCCUUGGGUCAGCCGUACAACGCAGGCUUGGACAACGACAAUCAGUUCAUGGUUUUCCGCGUUACAUUACCGACCGUGGCAGCCGGCAGUGUGCAGAGAGCCAUCGGUAUCGAGUAA
This is a messenger RNA of Punctularia strigosozonata HHB-11173 SS5, 1542 nucleotides long. RefSeq lists its product as uncharacterized. The transcript is spliced from 8 exons. NCBI's taxonomy places the organism in Eukaryota, Fungi, Basidiomycota, Agaricomycetes, Corticiales, Punctulariaceae. The coding region runs from base 1 to 1542 and encodes 513 amino acids. The record is from RefSeq and is a predicted model, not a curated record.